GGCAGGAUGGACAAGCUCAAGCGGGUUCUGAACGGGCAGGACGCGGAGGAGCAGGGCGGCCUAGGCGAGAUAGUUGAUACAACUUCAUUAAGCUGGGGCACGAGAGUGAAAGGCUUCAUCGCUUGUUUUGCCCUAGGAGUUCUGUGCUCUGUCCUGGGUACUUGCCUGCUAUGGGUGCCAAGGAGAGGACUAGUUCUCUUUGCAGUAUUUUACACUCUGGGGAAUAUUGCAUCCCUUGGAAGCACUUUUUUCCUUAUGGGACCUAUGAGACAAUUGAAAAGAAUGUUUGAGCCUACUCGUUUGAUAGCUACUAUUGUUAUGCUAUUGUGUCUCAUACUAACAUUGUGUUCUGCUUUCUGGUGGCACAACAAGGGGCUUGCUCUCAUCUUCUGCAUUUUGCAAUUUUUUGCCUUGGCAUGGUACAGCAUUUCUUUCAUACCGUUUGCAAGGGAUGCUGUGAAGAAAUGCUUUACUGUUUGUCUGUCAUAACAGAGAUGAGAGAUCGUUAAAUCCCCCUGCGGUUCAAAUAUCACUCUGUGGACCAGAAGAAAUGCACAAGCGUAUGAUCUUCAAGUGUCUAUAUUCUGAGAAGAGUGAUAGUAAGCUGUACUUGCUAUUGCUAAGGAAAUGUAUGCAGGAUUAAACUGCC
Molecule: messenger RNA, 649 nt
Organism: Emys orbicularis (European pond turtle)
Lineage: Eukaryota; Metazoa; Chordata; Testudines; Emydidae
Gene: SFT2D2
Product: SFT2 domain containing 2
Exons: 9
Coding region: 7-489 (160 amino acids)
Biological process (GO): vesicle-mediated transport
Cellular component (GO): membrane
Source: RefSeq, a predicted model, not a curated record